Molecule: messenger RNA, 741 nt
Organism: Spinacia oleracea (spinach)
Lineage: Eukaryota; Viridiplantae; Streptophyta; Magnoliopsida; Caryophyllales; Amaranthaceae
Exons: 4
Coding region: 1-741 (246 amino acids)
Source: RefSeq, a predicted model, not a curated record
AUGGUCGGUUUCGUGUUUGUUGGUGGGGUGCAAUGUUGUGGGCUGCGAGGAGACGGGGCCACUAGAACAACACUUUCUCCUAGGAGAAGAAAGAAUGUGGCUUCCCGUCCCCGCGUUCCCCGCGAGGAUUUUGACGAUGACUCCUCUAGCUCCUCAGACGAGGAGUUUGCAAAAAAUCUUCCUCCUAUGGUCCGGGGGAAGGAAGACGUUAAUCUGUUCCCGUCGGAUAUCUUUCCCAGCAUGAAAUGGCUGCGGUACCUGAGGGAGCAGGGUCGCGAUUUUGAGCGUUUUCUACUCUUGCCUCCAGGUUCUGCCAUGGAUCGCUUAUCUCCCGAAGACAAGGGUGUAGUGGAAGUACCCGCUUGGCUGUCCGAAGUAUAUACCGAGGAUAUUCUCAAGGCUGUGGAGGCCAAGAAGAAGGACUCCUCCAAGAAGUCCAGUGAGGAUGCCUCUGGCGACGUCGCCAAGGAACCCAUCUUGCCGGCUACUAAAAAGCGUCCGGCAUCUUCAACGGAGGCUCCUAAGCCCAAACGACCCUUCUUUAAGAAGAUGGGUCCAGCCGACGCUGUUACCGAAAUGGAUGGUUCUGCCGGAGCAGCAACUGACGAGGCAACAGUCGAUCAGACUGCGGCGGCUGACGCCCCCGCCUUGUCCAGAGAGGACAAGGGUAAAGGCAAGGAGACUGAGGCUCCUUCUACUGAUAAUGCCUCUACUCCUCUUGCAGCUUCGCCAAUUGGUUAG